ACUUCGUCCCUUUCUGUAACUGGUGCGAAAAACGUCAUUUUCAAAGUGACGCGUUUAUAACGGAUUUCUAUAUAUCCCAACUUCUUCACAUUAUAAUACAUUCAUCAUGACUGGCCGUGGAAAGGGUGGCAAGGGCCUUGGCAAGGGCGGUGCUAAGCGUCACCGAAAGAUUCUUCGUGACAACAUUCAGGGCAUUACCAAGCCUGCUAUCCGACGUCUCGCUCGUCGUGGUGGUGUCAAGCGUAUCUCUGCCAUGAUCUACGAGGAGACCCGCGGUGUUCUCAAGUCCUUCCUCGAGGGCGUCAUCCGCGAUGCCGUCACCUACACUGAGCACGCCAAGCGCAAGACUGUCACCUCGCUGGACGUUGUCUACGCUCUCAAGCGACAGGGCCGCACCCUCUACGGUUUCGGUGGUUAGAGCGUUGGA
Messenger RNA from Trichoderma harzianum CBS 226.95, 427 nucleotides. RefSeq lists its product as hypothetical. The transcript is spliced from 3 exons. Gene Ontology annotation, cellular component: nucleosome. Gene Ontology annotation, molecular function: structural constituent of chromatin; protein heterodimerization activity; DNA binding. The record is from RefSeq and is a predicted model, not a curated record. The coding region runs from base 107 to 418 and encodes 103 amino acids. Gene Ontology annotation, biological process: nucleosome assembly. NCBI's taxonomy places the organism in Eukaryota, Fungi, Ascomycota, Sordariomycetes, Hypocreales, Hypocreaceae.